Messenger RNA from Nasonia vitripennis (jewel wasp), 10821 nucleotides. RefSeq names its product protein unc-80 homolog (gene unc80). The transcript is spliced from 48 exons. Gene Ontology annotation, cellular component: axon; cation channel complex. Gene Ontology annotation, biological process: monoatomic cation homeostasis. The record is from RefSeq and is a predicted model, not a curated record. Gene Ontology annotation, molecular function: monoatomic cation channel activity. The coding region runs from base 178 to 10689 and encodes 3503 amino acids. Lineage: Eukaryota; Metazoa; Arthropoda; Insecta; Hymenoptera; Pteromalidae.
AGCCCGGCGCAGUCCAGAGAGACGGAUUGAUCCUCUCCGUUACGUAACGCGAACGCGAACGCGAACGCGAAGCCAGGAUGAGUAGCCAGUGCCCCGUGGUCGGUGAUCGCUACGGCGUUAUUGGAGCGCGCAUCUAGAAUCCGAAGAGUCCCCUGCGAUAUCAGCCCCGGCAGCAGCAUGUGCGAGCCACAGCUGCCCAUCCCGGUGCAGAUGUUCCUGUGGCGCCAGCUCAAGCCAUUCAUCAGGGCUAAGCUCGGGAGAGUGCACGAGGCUUCCUGCGUGUUUUGCCAGCAUGCGCCAGGACAUCACGAGAUGAAGGAGGCAUGCACGUCCAUGGAGCGGGUGCUGGUGCAGAACAUCCACAACGAGCUGACGCCUUCUUUGAGGACGAUACUGGGCACAGUGCCACGGUGGCGUUUGAUCCAAGCCUCUCUGCCCUUCGUUUUGCACGCGACGGCCAACCUCCUGAACAACAAGAAGGACUUUCAAAACUUGGGCCCCCUGGAAACGACCCUGCUCUACAUACUCCACUGGAUCAUCCUCGACGCCGCGGACGAGUGCAGCGAGCAGGACGCCGAGCUCAAUAAUCCCUUCUACCACCUCUUCUCGAUAGCCAGCAUGACCCUCUUCGUCUACCUCUUCGUGCCGCUGUGCAGCCACCUGAAGGACGUCGACUUCAAGGGCAGCCUGCGCCUCGAGAACGGACAGAAGAUUUGGUACCCGAUCUACGAGUGCCGGCACCCCGAGAGCCCCUGCUUCACCGCGCACUGUCGGCCGAAGCCUCGGGCCCUCUGGAGAACGAUGACGCGAGGCGCCCGGCCGCGGAACCUGUCGGACGACGUUUUUCUCGCCGCCAACGACAGCAGCCCGACCAGUCGAACCGUCAACGCAGCCUUCUCCGAGCAGACCGUUCGAGGACCGGACGACGAGAGCUCCUGGCUUUCCUCCCCGAAGGACAAGGCCUUUCCCGAGACGAUACCGGAAGAGAGUUCCAGCACCGAGGACGAGCACGUGGUCAUAUUUACGCUCCCGUCGCUCGGCGACUCCGAAAGGAUGCUCGACGGCGUUAAGGAAGUAUCGACCAUAUACGCUGGCGAGGCCAGCAUCUUCCACGUGGCCAUGGGCCAUCGGACGAGCAGCUCCUCAAAGCCGACUCUGACCAUCGAGCAAGUGACUGCGAUAUCCGAAUUGGACUCGUACAGGCAAUACGAAGGGAGGCCGCUCGGCCAGCACGACAGCGACGAGCCAACGAGCAGGGAUGAACAAUCGGGGAAAUACGACCAAGAGAGCGCUACGGACGGCUCGAGAUCGAAAGCGCCAGGACAGCGCUGCACUUCGUCAACGAACGAGCAUGCAGCUCCUAGCUUGACUGUCGAUUUCGAUGUACGGGCUGCUACCUUUCUGGAUGUCGCGGUGCUCAGAUGUCUUUUCAUCUCGCAGUGGCAAGAGGAAGGAAUAUUCUGGGCUCUGCAAUUUUUAUACAACCGUUUGCGGAGAAUAAACGAAGACAGUUCCGUGCAGCAAAUGCCUCGACGCCGGAGUAAUUCUCUACCGAUACCCAAAAUCCAAGUUUCCAUCUAUCAGAGCCCAGAGAACAAAAAGCGAGACGAUGGAAAGGAAUUGGCGGAUGCGCAAGAUGCGCGGGACGCGGUAUUGUCAGCUGAUAUAUCGGCUUACGGCGAGGUGACGUACAAAAGCCACGAGACGGAAAUAAGUCAGGCGAGAAGGGCCAGCGAAAAAGGCAAAAAGCGAAUGAAAAUGGCUGACCUAAAGGCAUUCGUCGAGACCAAGUUGCUUUCAAAGUCGGAAAAAGCGCUUGAGAAAAUAGGCCAAGACGAGCCAAAAGCAUUGUUUGAGCAGGAAUGCCAUAGAAGCUUGGACACGGGCGAAGGCCGCCUAACGAGACAGCCCUCGGUUUGCUCCAAGAUCUUCGACGCGAAGGAUCCCGAUUAUAUCGAUCAACCGACAAACUUGAUAAAAGGCAAAAGUAUGCCAAGCUUAAGUUGCUUGAUUAACGAGCUGACCGCGGGAGGAUACAUUGGCGACACGAAAGUGGAAAGAAAGGCGAGUCAGUUCUACAGCCAGUCGAGCGGAAUACCAAACCCUAUUAUCACGGUUACGGAGCACACGCCCACGCCCUCUCCGGACUAUAUGAAACGUCAAGUUGGUUAUGGAUCGAUAGACAGCCAGUUGGACGCGAUAAGCAGCCACGGGCGGAGGCCAGCGCUCGAGAGAAAAGCCAGCCUCACUAGAUCGCAGACAGACUCGAACAUCACUUACUCGGGUGACGAGAUGCCCGAAGCGCCCGGCUCCGGCUAUUACAUCACAAAGGAGGGCGACAUCGAUUUUCAAAUAGUGCUGAAGGCGAUACACAACGUAGCGCUGCGAGACAACCAAAGCUGCACGCUGCGAGUCUGCGAGCUGAUUCUGAACCUGAUCGAACUCCUGAUGGACAUGGGCGUGCUGAAGCAAUGCUUGCGGGACGAAACGCUGGAGAAGCAGCAAGACUCGGCCGAGAAAUCCGAGGCCGGAAGCAAGCAGCAAGAGGAGUGCAAGAUAACGGCGCACAAUCUCACGAUGAAUUGCCUCGUGCGCAUUUUGCGGCAUCUCGGCUGUCCUCACGGCUGCCCCGACGGGAUUCGGGGCCCGCAGGCGGACUUUUGCCGCUCGCAGAUCCAAACGAUCUUCAGCAAGCUGCACAAGGCCAGUUCGAAGCAGUUCUCCAGCUUCUUGCGGCUCAUGGCCAGGGAGAGGCCGAUAACCGACGUCGUCGAGUUUUUCCACUCGUACCUGGGCUUCUGCGUCGACCCGAGCUCGCUGCUCUCCCCGCUGAAUCAGAAGCGCGGCUCGAGCAAAUCGCCCGACUCCGUUCCCCAAGGCGGCUACGCGACGAAUUUCGGGGCGGGCCUGAUCGGCGGCGGCGGCGGCGGCGGCGGCGUCUCCUCGAGCGCGAGCAAUCCGCUGCCUUCGGGCUCUGCCGCAGCGCCGGGAGCGGCCCCCGGGCACGGCAACGCGAGCGCAGCCGGCCCGAGGUUCCGCAACAUCGAGUCGCAGAUCAUGGGCUGCAUUUUCAAGAGCACGGUCACGCGCUGCGUCGAGAUUUCGAGAGAGCUGAAAAGCCAGGAGAACAUCUCGCUCUACUGCGACCUCCGCCAGCUGAUGAGCUACGUCAAGGAAGCCCACGGCGGGGUUUUCCGGAGAGUGGCCCUCAGCUGCAUACUCGACUCGGCAGACUUGCCCAACAAGCCCUGCAAGAGCCAAGUGCAGACGACCCGAGUGAUCAGGCACGUCUACCCGUUCGACCUCGACCAGAGCGCGGACCUGGGGGCCGACGGUUGCUACGCAAUCGACGACAGGGCUGCCAGGAAAUUUCUCUUCAAAAAGAGAAGCACUUCGUCCACCUGCGCGAGCCUGCUGGAAACCGAGCUGAGCGAUGAAAAUGCCAAAGUCAGUCAGAGCCCUCUGGGAAACAUCAGAAAGAAGCAUCACAUGCUGACGCCGAGGCAGAGCGAGAGGAAUUUGGAGCUGAGCGAGCCUUCUUUCGGAAUAAGGAAAUCGAGAAAGGCGGCUCGAUUGAAAAUCGGCGGACUGGUCAAUUGGUUUCGCAAAGAGUACGGCAGAACGGAAUCGACCGACAGCCACGAGAGCAGCGAGUCGCCCACGGAGUGCAGCUUUGCGCGACAACCGAGUCUGCGACGCGCUCAUCGCCGCGGCGUUUCUCGAACGCCGAGAGGAGUCAGUCAAACUCUGCAAAAGGCGAAGCGCCGCAUGGAGGACAAAUUGAGCAAGAUAGGCUUGGUCAAGGGCAAGAAGAAGGAGAGUUUCGAAGAGGUGCAGGGCAGUUAUUUCAGCCGGAGAAACUCGCUGGAGCCGGGCGAGGCCUCGAGAGAAUCCGAGUUCGUCGUUCUGAAGGAGCGCAGACUGGUGCCGAGAAAGGCGCUUUUCGAGGGAAUACAGCGAUUUUCAUUCUUCUUGGAGACUUGCCAGCCGGGCUCGGUGCCGGACCAGCAUUUGAUGGGAGCCCUGCUCGACUUGCCGCACGCCCCCGUGGUGGCUCGCGCCGCGAUGCUCCUGGAGUGCGCACACCUCGUGCACCAGUGCAACAAGGGCCACUGGCCGACGUGGAUGAAGAUGAACUACCCGAUGUUUCGGCCCUCGAUGGCUCUGAACAACCGGAGCGGCCCCACCGGCCUCAGGCGGACUCAUGUUCUGCAGAGGGCCGCGGGGAAACUAUUCUACCAGUGGGCCGAGGCCAUAGGCUCGAGGCUCGAAGAAUUCAUGUCCGAAGACAAGCAGAACGUCGAUCAAGUCAGCGCGAUGAUCUUGGACGAGAGCAAGCACCGGGAUCUGAUCGCCGAGGACGAGGAGGAAGACUUCCUCGACGAAGCCAGCGUCAACAGCUACGGGACGUCCUGCCCAGUCGCGCUGCGAUUGGUCGCGUGCACGCUGCUGCUGGAGAUAACGGCCUUCCUCCGGGAGACCUACCCGACGCUGCCCAAAUCGAGCAGACUCUCGACGAAGGAGCGGCCGCCCCCGUGGGAAAAGCUCUACAGCCGAGAGGCCAAUCGCCGCUGGAGCAUGGCGCUCUCCUCCAUGGGCCACUCGCAGACCUCCGCCCAGAGCUUGCAGUCGAUCGCCGGCGACAGGGAAAACACUGAGCGCAAGAUCAGCUUCGUCCUCCACGAGCCCGACAACGAGUCGGAAGGGAGCAGCAAGUCCAACGUCACGAUACAAGGCGAAGAGCUUCUGAACAACGAGAAGGAGAAGAGCAAGCGCAUGCAGGCUGCCACGGGCCGGCCGUUCCUGCUGCGCCGCGGCACCGCCGGCAACGCGGCCACGGGCUCCUUCAAGCGCCGCAGCCUCAAGCUGCGCCGCGGCACCAAGGAGGGAAAGGAGAUCGAGCUCGAGGCGUUUGCUCCCUAUCUCGCUCGAUUCCCCUCGCGCGCAGUUCGGCGGGCCGACUCGAUUCAGUCGAAGCGCAAGGUCAGCUCGCUCUCGGACAGAAGCGACACCUCGGAGCCGGGCCUCUACGGGGAGGCCAGCGGCGAGGAGUCCCCGGGCAUCCUCAGCGACGAGCAGCCGCCGGAGAGCCCUAGCGACAGCAACGACACCGACGAGACCAACAGAAACUUUCCCUGGAUGAAGGUGCUGGUGGGCGUGGCGAGCAACUUCAACUUCUACUGCUGCCACCAGGUCUUUUGCCACCCCUACUGCCACAGGCGUCAGAUGCGGGCCAGCGAGAGGCUCGUCCGGGCAGUGCGCAAGGUCUACGGCGAGGAGUUCGGCGUAGUCAGCGGCUCGGCUCCCUUCGACUUGGAGGCGGCCGACAAGAAGGAGGAAGGAAAGAAGGACAAGCGAAGCCGCAAGGUGUCGGACCAAACGAGCGCCCAGGUUUCCCCGGUGCGCAGGAAGGACAGCGUUGGCCGGAAAUUCAAGAUCGACAAGGGCGCCGACUCAAAGGACCUGGCCGACCACGAGUCCGAGCACGGCAUAGACUUGGCCAAAGCCAUGGAGCCGCCCGAAGAGGAGGAGAAGGAGAGGGAGCCGCCGGCCAUGCUAAAGUAUCUGCGCAACCAGGUCAAGGACUCGUUCCACGCCCCGCUGGCGAGCCUCUUGAAGGGCGCGGUCGUCAUGACGGAGGAGCACUUCGUCGACAUCAUCCCGGUGGCCUGGGAGCUCCUGCUGGAAAUGAACCAGGAGCUCGCCGCCGCGGCGGCAUCGAUAUUCAUCGUGGCCGCGGUCCGGGCGCCCAGCCAAGCGAGCGACAUCAUGCAGCGCGGCUUGAAACACGACAAUCCCGCGACUCGCAUAAGCGCCAUACUCAAGUUCCAGAUACUCUGGAAGUUCCGCUACCAAGUCUGGCCGCGGAUGGAGGAGUCGGCGCACUUGACCUUCAAGGUUCCGCCGCCGGGGAUAGAGUUCACUCUGCCGUCCCCGAAGAUCGGAAUCGAGUCGCUGCCCGUUGUCGACCCGCCCUGGAUGCCUCAGGUCAAGACCAAAGUCGAGGAAGUGACGAUCAAUCAGGAGCGCCACAGAGCGCUCGUCACCGCGACCAAGACCCGAAAGAAGCAGCAGACCGAACUGAUCAAGCGAGCUCUGCAAGCGCAGGACGACAAGAAGCGCGAGGAGAGGGAAAACUUUUUGAUAACCACCAUUCCGAUUACCUUCCAGGCGGCCUACGAGCCCAGCCCGGUGGGCGACGAUCACGACGAGGGCAACAUCGACGAAGAUGCCGGGGACACGGCUCCGAGAAAUUUGGCUCACCACGGACAGUCCGCGCUGUCUCUCUUCCCUUCCACGCUCUGCUCGGCCAUCAUUCAAAUCAUCACUCUGCUCGACGACGCCGCAGUUUCGGAAGACGGAAACGCCGUCUACGAGAUGGCCUAUCAAGUCAUCUGGAAUUGCUUGGUGGAGGACAGCGCUCUGUUCCUACGAUACGUAUUGGAGAGACUGACGAGAGACCAGCAAGAUUUGAUGUUCAAGCUGCUGCGCCACCUGAUAAGAUUCGUUCCCAAGCUGCCCCAACAAGCCGCGUUUGCUCUCUACAACUACAUCAUCGGAUACGUCAUGUUCUACGUUAGGUCCCCGCACGAAGAGGGACAGAAGUUGAUCGGCACCGCGCUCUCGGUUCUCUGGAUGGUUGUGCACAGCGUCCACGGCAUCAUGUUCAAAGAUUUGAAGCAGAUUCUGAGGAAGGAGCAGUGCGACGCCUCCAUUUUAUUGACGGCCAACGUACCUUCGGCGAAGAAGAUCAUCGUCCACGGGCCGCAAGAUCCCGAUGCUGGCGGCAUUCCUUCCCAGUUCCCCGUUCAAGAGGACACGCAGUUCUGCCAGAUCCUUCGGGAAUCUCUCGACUUCUUCGGCAUCGACGAGCCGAAGCACAAGGAGUACUUUCUCGUCGACUACAAGACUCAUCAGAUACACAACCCCUCGUCCUACGUUCGGGACUAUUACUUCUUCAAGCGGUCCCAGUAUCCGCAACUGGAGCUCGUUCACAUGAAGCCCGAAGACGCGUUCAAUGCUCUGCAGAGGCAGGAGCUGGUGCACAAAUUCGUCGAGAUAGGCAAAGUCAUGCUGACCUGGGCCAUACUGAAGAACGUCGACAUGGUGGUGCAACGCGUCGUUUUCCUCCACGAGGAACUGAUGAAGCUGCCCUCCUUUCCUCGCAAGGCCCUCGAGGCGGAUCUCGAUCUCUACAAAGGCGGGCAAAUGGGCAGGGAGCUUUUGGCCCUCGACGUGAUGCACAAGUUCAUGUGGGUGCGGCUGAUCGCUCGGAUGUUCGAGGCCAUGGCCGGCAACUUUGCCUACUCCGGCGACAUCCAUCUCUUUCUGAACGUGCUGAACGGCGCACUGAUCAUCCACAGCGAGGACUCGUGCAUAUUGCGCUACGUCGUGGCGACCUACAUCAACGCGGCCCACAAUUUCAAAAACAUUUUCUCGACCAACGGCUACUUUCUCAUCAUGCCCACGCUGCUGCAGCUCUACUCGACGCAUCAGACCAACAAGCUCGUCACGACGACCGUCGAGUACGCCGUCAAGCAGUUCUACCUCAUGAACCGAAAGCCCUUCAUACUUCAAAUGUUCGGAAGCGUCUCGGCCAUUCUCGACACCGACGAGCAGAGCCUCGUCGGCGAGUCGCACAAGGUGCCCUCCUCCUGCCUCUUCAAUCUUCUCCUGAGCCUCGAGACGCCCUCGCCGGACCCCCUCAACAUCGGCGAGCUGGUCAAGGAGGACAAGCCCUUGAAGGCCAUCGACUUUUGCUACCACGACGAGAACGAAAUGGUCACGAUACUGGACUGCAUCUCCCUCUGCGUGAUGGUCAUAUCGUACGCCGCCGAUUCGAUAAGGGGCCAGCAGAUGCUUACCAUACUGGAGGCCAUAAUGCCGUGCUACGUGCAGCAGAUUCAGCUGCCGACGUACAACAAGGAGGGGAAAACCGAGAAGGAGAUAAUCAAUCAGCUGGCCAUCGCGGUCAGGACGCUCGUCAACAAUUCGGAGGCGCUGGCAAAGUACUACAAUCGGCCGCAAAAGGCGAGCCCGGAGCACAAGGGCUCCAGCCAGAGGAACUACGGGAAGGGCCCCUAUUCUCCCGGCUUCGAGUUCGACGAGGAGGCCCACAUCGGCAAGUACGCGGAGCACGCCAAAAGCAAGCUCUACGAGCGCGACAACGAGGAUGCCGAGACCGGGCACAAAAACGAGUUCGUCAGGCCCAGGGACACGCUGCUCAACAUGGUUGGCGAGUUCGUCGCCCGGAGCUCCGUCCGACUGGUGGAGCUGAACAAAAAGUCGCAGGACGGAAAGGCCAUCGAGCUGCUGGACUCGAGGUGCCACGUGCGCUUGGCGGACAUCGCGCACAGCCUGCUGAAAAUCUCCCCCUACGACCCGGAGGCGAUGGCCUGCCGCGGCCUCAAGCGCUACAUGAACGACAUUCUCCCCUCGACCGAGUGGGCGAACGACGACAUGCGCCCGGCGCUGACCAUCAUCCUCCGCAGGCUGGACAAGAGCUUCAGCAAGAUUUACAAGAAGGCCUCGAUAAGGCGCAACACCAACUGGGACGCGGCGAGCGAGCUUCUGAAGGGCGUCUACGAGACCCUCUUCAAGUGCCCGUACAUCGCUCACUUCCAGUACCUCAAGACGCUGCUGAGCACCUGCCAGGCCCUCAUAAUCGGCGACACGGCUCAGAUAGAGCUCACCUCCUCGGCCUCGGCCGCGCUCAUGAGCAAGAUACCACCCCAGCACUUUUGCUCGACGGUGCUACGCCUGAUCGCGCUGCAGGUCAUUUCGCUGGGGGAGGGCUACACUCUGGAGAACGUCUGCGGCGGGCACUCGAUGUUUGCCACGGCGGCCCGGGCGGAGAACGUCCUGCUCAACUUGCUCGUGCCGCUCUUCCUGCGCGUCGGAACCGGGCGCAAAGACGUGCCGAAGCUCAGGCAGACCGACAUAUGCUUCGCCCUGACGGCGGUCUUGAACACGCUCUGGCCCACGGGCGCCAAGACCAUGCAGAUGACGGCGCCGAACCUCAAGACCACGACCGACAUACGCACGGGCAGCCUGACCUUUGCGGCCAGGGACUCGAAGACGCUGACGAAGAUAUCCCUGACCCUGUACCAAGUCGCCUUCCUAGCCCUGAAGAUAAUAGUCAUAUGCUUCGAGUCGGAGCUGACGACCGAGUGGCCGAGGAUCCUGCGAACGAUGAAGUUGCUGAACAAGCGCAACGAGGCCUCGCUCUACCUCUGGAACUUCCUCGAAUUCGUCGUGACGCACCGCACACCGCUCUACAUCCAAAUGCUGCCGUUCAUCAUCCACAAGAUCGGCCAGGCGCCCAUAUCGGACCACGAGCGGAGCAUGCAGAGCAUCAUCAGGGAGAAGAUCCGCGGCGUGAACAUGGCCGUGCCGAGGUCGAGGGGCGCCCUGCUCGCGGACCUCCUGGCCGAGCUCGGCAAGCUCAAGGAGGAGAUAGAGGAUCGGAAGUUCGACGAGCUCGAGCCAAAGCGGAGCGUCGCCGAGAUGCACCAGGCGAACGAGGGCCAGCCGCGCACGCAGCGGCCCUCGCUGCUGAUCGACCUGCUGACCGGCGACCUGGGCUCGCGGGGCCACGCGAACCGCACGCCGGCCGAGACGCCCUGCUCGAACUCGACGGCCACGGGCCAGCCGGCCUCCUCCUCGCACCACUCGGUCAGCUCGGCGAGCAACGCCACCAAGCUCUCGCUCCAGAGCCAGGCGUCGCUGCAGGGCUCCGCCAACGCCCGAGGGUCGAUCUCGAGUACGAGUGCGGGCUCCGGGACUUUGCGGGAUGGAACCGAUGCGGCCUGUCCCGGCUCGUCGCAAACCGAUCAACCAGCACAAGCCACAGAUAGAUCCCAACCAUCUUCUACUACUAGUGACGAACUUAAUAAGCAUCAUCCUAUGUUAACUCGUCAAAAAACAUCUAAACUACGCUUUGUCUCUUCUGUAGAGUUUAGGCAUUCUUCAGGAGAAACGAUGAACAGCCAACUAAGCCCCAGCAGUCCACUCGAGGACAGUUCGGGCGAAUCUCGACCAGACAAACCUCGGCUCCAGCGUUCCAUGGGACAGAGCAAAAGAACGUUUCGCUUGAGAAAAAGUCGCCGGGCGCACGUUGAGGUUACACUGCCGGAGUCGACACUAUCCCACGUGCUGACUCCAGCGACGCCUCUUGCGGAAACGUCGCCCCUCUUCAGCGUUUCCGCUCGUGUAGAGGACGCGGGCGAACAGUCCGCAACCUCCAGCGCCACCGCGAUCGGCGCGGAUGCGCCGGCUCUCCAGCAGCAGCAGCAGCAGCAGCAGCUAACUCCGCAAGCGCAACAUCACACGCAUCAUCAUCAUCAUCAUCAUCAGCAUUUGCACCUGAGGCCUCAGUCGGACGUCUCGUUGGACGAGGACACAUCCAGCACUUCUGGCUACCGAGAGUCCUACAGCAUGCAGCUCGUUUCACUGGAGAGCAGCGGCAAUCGGACUGAUCAGGCGCCCCCUCUGGCCUCUCCGGAUUUGCCAUCGACCAGCAGCACGACCACCAAUUACAUGGCCUUCGAUGGCAGUUCCCCGGAAUGCUCGAUAAACAGUAACGGCGGAGAAAAGACGGCGCUACUGACGCACUCGAGUCAGCGAACGAAUUCUCAGCACUCGUUGCUCAUGGCUUUCCCGGCGCAAGAUGAAGAUACCUUGAUAUAAUCGAUUCUUAGCUGAUUAAUUCAUUUAAAUGCGACGCAUGUAAAUAAUGGAAAUUUAUAGAACUGUUGUUUGUUGUUUGUUGUUUGUUUUAUUGUAAAGCAACGAUUUAAUAAUACACAUAUGCCAUACAGA